AUGCCUCAAGAAUCAACAGAAUCGCAGCCACAACCGCAACCGCAAACAAUGGCCACGCCCAUUUCCCCCCAGGAUGACACCGUGAGCCCAUCUACUAUUGUGGAACAGCCGCCAUUCGGCUUCAAUAGCCAACGCUCGGAACUGCAAGCAGACACUUCGUUCGAUAGCCGUGAAAACAGGCCUACUAGCCCUCACAAUGUUUCGAGUCCUGUACUAUCGCGAACGCACGAUGGGGGAGCGGGCUUCUUGUCUGUACCCAACCAGCUACGGUCAAGACAGAACUCGGUGGAUUCGGAUGAUGUGGCCCGUUCAGUGACUUCACACGGUGACACGACGGUAGUUGCCUCUAGUUAUACCCAAACCGACAAAUUAAAGGCCUCUGGUAACGAAAAGAUUAUGAAGGACACUAGAGCCUUGAACCCGGACACCGGAACCGAUGACGAUUUCAACGUCGACAACAAUCCGUUUGCUUUUUCCCCGGGCCAAUUGAACAAAAUGUUCAAUCCCAAGAGCCUAUCCGCCUUUUUUGCCCUCGGUGGCAUGCGAGGCCUCGAGAAAGGUCUCCGAUCAGAUCGCAAAUCUGGUUUGAGCUCGGAUGAGACUUUUUUGGACGGCGAAGUUACCUUUGACCAGGCCACGGCCGAGAACGAUAAGAAGGCCACCGAAGGCGCCAUCACAACCACUGCUGCAGUCGCGAGGAUGCAGACUAACAAGUCCCGAGGAAACGACUCCUUUGCCGACCGAUAUCGUGUUUUUCGAGAUAACCGUCUGCCCGUGAAGAAGGGAAAGAGUCUGCUAGAGUUAAUGUGGAUCACCUAUAACGACAAGGUCCUGAUUCUACUAUCGAUUGCCGCCGUCAUCAGUCUCGGCGUUGGUCUCUAUCAGACAUUCGGACAGAGCCAUGACGAUGAGCCCGCUGUUGAAUGGGUCGAAGGUGUGGCGAUUAUUGUUGCCAUUGCCAUUGUCGUCAUUGUCGGGUCUCUCAACGACUAUUCCAAAGAACGCCAGUUUGCCAAGCUGAACAAGAAGAAGCAAGAUCGCAACAUUAAAGUGGUACGCUCUGGUCAGAUCUCAGAAAUCUCGGUUUUCGAUAUUAUGGUUGGUGACGUGGUUCAUCUUGAGCCUGGUGACUUGGUCCCCGUUGAUGGUGUUCUCAUUGACGGCUUCAACGUGAAGUGUGAUGAGUCUCAGACAACGGGCGAGUCUGACAUUAUCAGAAAGCGACCCGCCGACGAAGUCUAUCAGGCCAUUCAAAAUAACGAAAGCUUGAAAAAGAUGGAUCCCUUUAUACAAUCUGGUGCCCGCAUUAUGGAAGGUGUCGGCACAUACAUGGCUACAUCAACCGGUAUCUACUCCUCGUACGGGCGAACGCUCAUGGCCCUGAAUGAGGACCCUGAGAUGACCCCUCUCCAGGCCAAGCUCAAUGUCAUCGCUACGUACAUUGCGAAACUUGGUGGCGCCGCUGGACUCUUGUUGUUCCUCGUCCUCUUUAUCGAGUUCCUCGUUCGUUUACCGAAGCUUCCCGACUCAGUUACUCCUGCCCAGAAGGGCCAAAACUUUCUAGAAAUUUUCAUUGUGGUUGUGACCAUUAUUGUCGUUGCUGUGCCUGAGGGAUUACCUCUUGCCGUCACUUUGGCGCUAGCCUUCGCGACAACUCGCAUGUUGAAAGAUGCCAAUUUGGUUCGACAUCUCAAGGCUUGCGAAGUCAUGGGCAACGCAACAACCAUCUGCUCUGACAAAACUGGUACCUUGACACAGAACAAGAUGCAGGUCGUGGCCGGCACUAUUGGCACAGCACAACGAUUUGGCGCUGCGCGUCCCGACUCUCAAGAUAGCUCUGAUGAGAGCGUCGAGAUGGACACUGCAACCGAGGUUUCUGCUGCCGAACUCACCUCCAUGCUUAGUGCUCCGGUAAAGGAUCUUCUUCUGAAGUCUAUUGCCUUGAAUUCUACCGCAUUUGAAGGUGAAGUAGAUGGUGAGCAGACUUUUAUUGGCUCCAAAACUGAAACGGCUCUCCUCCUCCUAGCAAGAGCCCAUCUUGGCAUGGGCCCAGUAAGCCGAGAGCGUGAUAAUGCUACGACUUUGCAAAUCAUCCCCUUUGACUCCGGACGCAAAUGCAUGGGCAUUGUCGUUCAGCUGCCUACAGGUGGUGCCAGGCUCUAUGUGAAGGGUGCUUCCGAGAUUUUACUCGCAAAAUGCACCCGCACGCUGAGCGACCCCUCUACUGACGAUUCUGUCACAACCCUUUCAGCACAGGAUGGGAAAAUCAUCACUGGGCUCAUUGAGACAUAUGCGUCCCGGUCCUUAAGAACCAUUGGCAUUUGCUACAGGGACUUUGAAGUCUGGCCACCCAAGUCUGCUCGUCGCGGCGAAGGUGGCGGGAGCGAUAUCGAGUUCAACGACCUCUUUCAAGAAAUGUCCUUCAUCGCCAUGGUUGGUAUCCAAGACCCCCUUCGUGAGGGUGUCUAUGAGUCUGUCAAGCUUUGCCAGAAGGCUGGUGUCGUCGUCCGCAUGGUCACUGGAGAUAACAAACUUACUGCCCAAGCCAUCGCCAAGGAGUGUGGCAUUCUCCAGCCCAACAGCAUCGUCAUGGAAGGUCCCGACUUCCGCAAUCUCAGCAAGCGAGAACAGGAAAAGAUUAUUCCGCAGCUCCACGUCUUGGCUCGUUCUAGCCCCGAAGAUAAGCGGAUUCUUGUGAAGCGGCUCAAGGACAAGGGUGAAACGGUUGCUGUGACGGGUGACGGCACAAACGAUGCCCCUGCACUCAAGAUGGCCGAUGUAGGUUUCUCCAUGGGCAUCGCCGGCACCGAAGUGGCCAAAGAAGCUUCAGCUAUUAUUCUUAUGGACGACAAUUUCGCUAGUAUCGUCAAAGCCCUGAAGUGGGGCCGUGCUGUCAACGAUGCCGUCAAGCGAUUCCUCCAGUUUCAACUCACCGUGAACAUCACCGCCGUUGUCUUGACAUUCGUUACUGCCGUUUCCAGCGAGACGGAGAAGUCUGUCUUGACCGCCGUCCAGCUGCUGUGGGUGAACUUGAUCAUGGAUACCCUUGCGGCGCUAGCUCUUGCUACAGAUCCCCCACAAGACAGCGUUCUUGACAGGAAACCUGAGCCCAAGGGUGCGUCGAUAAUCUCUAUCACUAUGUGGAAGAUGAUUAUUGGCCAGGCGCUGUACCAACUCGCCAUCACAUUCCUCCUGUACUAUGGAAGUCCCAAGGGCAUCCUGCCUCUCCCAGGCCCAGAUGACAUCCCUGAGCCUGCCCAAAUCAAUACGCUGGUGUUUAACACAUUUGUGUGGAUGCAAAUUUUCAACCAGUGGAACAACCGACGAUUGGACAACAAGUUCAACAUCUUUGAGGGUCUCAGCAAGAACUGGUUCUUCAUAGGCAUCAGCAUCAUCAUGUGCGCUGGACAAGUGAUUAUCAUCUUCUUUGGUGGUGCCGCUUUCCACAUUGCCGAUCAACCAGAGGACAAGGCCAUAUGGGGCACACUCUGGGCCAUCGCAAUUGUUCUUGGAUUCAUCUCGAUACCCGUGGGCGUCAUCAUUCGACUGGUUCCCGAUUGGAUCAUUCUGGCCUUGGUGCCAGAAUUUUUGAAAAAGAGGUCGCACUCUGUACCCGGACUGACCAUCUCAGAUGAAGAAAUGGAGAUGUACCCAGAGCCACUGGCGGAGUUGCGAGACGAACUAAACUUUCUCAGGCGGGUGAAGGGUGGUCGCCUCAACAAUUUGAAGUUUGCUAUUCAACACCCCAGGGAAACCAUUUUGCAGCGAUCGCGCAGCCCAUCGCACUCGAGAUCGAACUCCCUGCAUGCACCGCAAACGCCUACAGGAGAGGAGAACUUUGGAUCGCCUUUUGCGACACCCAACUCUGGGGCAAAAUCAGGAUCAAACCGAUCCCGUUCGAACUCGGCGGUGCGCGCUACCGCUCUCAUGGCAGGCGUUGUCGCUGCGGGUGUUGGAGCCGGAUGGUCGCCGGCGGGCCGAGUGUCUGCAGAGGAAAUGCAAGAAGGCUCGAACAACAGUAACAACAAGACGGUAGAAAAGCGAAAUGAAGGAGGAGAUACCAGCGAAUCGCGCAAACGAGAGUAA
Molecule: messenger RNA, 4086 nt
Organism: Metarhizium brunneum ARSEF 3297
Lineage: Eukaryota; Fungi; Ascomycota; Sordariomycetes; Hypocreales; Clavicipitaceae
Product: Calcium-transporting ATPase 2
Biological process (GO): intracellular calcium ion homeostasis; calcium ion transmembrane transport
Cellular component (GO): intracellular membrane-bounded organelle; plasma membrane
Molecular function (GO): ATP binding; ATP hydrolysis activity; P-type calcium transporter activity
Source: RefSeq, a predicted model, not a curated record